AUGCCGAGGUUCACGUUCCUCGCCGUGAUUGUCGUACUCGUUUCCCUAACCCCGAUGUUCACAGCGGUUCGUCUUUUUUCUUUAAACUGGAAGCUCUUCUCAAUAAUUCCAGCAACUUGCUCAUUUUGAACAUGGAAACUGCACUCGAAAAGUUUUAGGAAGACACGAGUUCGAAAAGAGAUAACUUGACUUCGAACGACGUGAUUGCUGAGAAGUUGAGCUUUAUCAGCGGUAAAGAUGUGCGGAUCAAUUCAAAUAACCGAUCUUCUACGAAAAACAGAAAUACUAGCAGAGAAACAUUUUCAGGCUUUGAAAAUUGGAUGUGUGACGUGUCAGUUCGGUAUAAACACUGUCAAAUUUUCCUUUGACGUUGCUUUAAUCAGAACGGUAAGUUACCACCAACAUUCCUCAAACGACGAUCUGAUCUUACUUCGGUGAUGUUUUUUACAUCUUGAAUCUUACCAAAUAAUUUCAAAACAAGUCUGGAAAAGGAGAAAACAUUGUGGCCCUGAGCUUUGUUUGAAAAUUUUUUAGUUGCCUCUUCGUUCUGAGUUCCCAUCUCUGUAAUAAGACACAAACGCGUUUUCCAUUUCCGCGUUUUUUCCCUUUUCAUUGUUACCUUCGAAAUGAAUUGUAACGACAGGAAAUGGUUAAAAUGCAUCAACUAACCAUUCUAAUUUAUAAAAAAACUCAAAUUGAAAAGCAGGGAAGCUUUUUGAAAAAACGCGGAAUCGAAAACAUACUCUUGUCCUCGCAUUCUCAUCUGACAACCUUUGCGAGCGAACAUUUAAAAAAAAAGUCGUGCCACAAAAAGUUUUUCUCAAUAGAAAAACGUAAAGAUUGUUCUAGUUAUCUAUAAGUCGAAAAGAAAAAUUACUGUUGGAUCGAGUUACAGUUUGCGACAGGAAGCUGCACAGCCAUCGCCACGAUUUUCGUUCCUUUCGUCCCUUUGUUUCUUCAUCACCUUGUAUGCGCCGCAAUCAUAGAGGCACGUCGAGCUUCUGAAUCAUUCGUUUAAAUGACCGGAAAAACUCUCAGGCGCAUCGCGAUGAUCCUAGGAAUUUGAGACUUUCGAAAUGUACUCUAAAUUGAAUUAAAGUUGAAACCUUCUAAGUUAUCAAGAAAGAACUCAGUCCUUCUAGCCCUGUCCGUACGCGUCUGACGAUUUCUCUGACAUCUGAACUAUAUUAAUGCCCGAACCACAGGUUUUGCACGCUUUCUUCAAAAACACGACUGCUGCCAAGGCGUGUUCAGUGGCCGAUCUCUGCGCGCCGCAUCUGCCUCUGAUUACGACACAGUUGCCGUUGAACUUGAGCCCUCAGGAGCUUCUCGUCGUGGAGGUUUUUCCGAAAGACGUCUUUGAGCAUCCCAAAUUUAUGUUAAGAGACUUUCCACGCCAAUCAAUGCGAGUCUUUUGAACGAAGCCUCACUCGGAAUCGUCUCAGCUGUUCUCCUAAACACUCCGCGAAGCCGCCGAGGUUUGAAUACCUUGAGAGUGGGACUAGUUCGGAAAAGGGGUCUAUAUCAGCUAUAUCAGCUACCUUGAAAACAUUUUUCAGGUUCGGACGAAUUCGAAAGGAUCUUGUACUCCUUUGCUUACACAGUGCAACUUCAAAUGCAGCAUAUCAUCGAAAGAGAAGGGCUAGAACAAUUCAAAUAA
Messenger RNA from Caenorhabditis auriculariae, 1660 nucleotides. NCBI's taxonomy places the organism in Eukaryota, Metazoa, Nematoda, Chromadorea, Rhabditida, Rhabditidae. The record is from the annotation of a GenBank genome assembly.